Molecule: messenger RNA, 1479 nt
Organism: Ruditapes philippinarum (Manila clam)
Lineage: Eukaryota; Metazoa; Mollusca; Bivalvia; Venerida; Veneridae
Product: thyrotropin-releasing hormone receptor-like
Exons: 3
Coding region: 120-1319 (399 amino acids)
Biological process (GO): G protein-coupled receptor signaling pathway
Cellular component (GO): membrane
Molecular function (GO): thyrotropin-releasing hormone receptor activity
Source: RefSeq, a predicted model, not a curated record
CAUUUUCAAAAUAAAAUGGUAAACAAAUAACGAUAAAAAUGUAUUUAUCGGUUAAAUUGUAUUUGCAGAAAUUGCUCUUGGAAUAAUAAUUGACCGUUUAUCUAGAAACAAAAAUCAAGAUGGAUUUAAAUUGCUCGUUAGUUGAAAAUGUAACUAAAGAAACUAUUUCCAAAAUGGGGACAUCAGUUAUAUUGAACUACAGCUCAUUGUACAGAAUCAUUUCAUUAACGAUUAAUAUAAUACUUUUUCUUGUCGGGAUCGUCGGAAAUAUUCUUGUCGUCAUUGUUGUUAUACGAACAAGGAGUAUGAGAACCCCGACUAAUUGUUAUUUGAUGAGCCUUGCCAUUGCAGAUUGUUUAGUUCUCAUGUCCGCAACGUUACCAGCAAUACCAGAAACAUUUUAUCAAAUAAACGAAUGGCCUUUUGGCCGUGUAAUGUGCUCACUUCUUGUUUUCUUACAAUACCUUGGUGUUGACACAUCAGCAUUGUCCAUCACAGCUUUUACAAUGGAACGUUAUAUAGCAAUAUGCCAUCCAUUAAGAUCACAAACCAUGUGUACAGUAAAAAGAGCCAAAAGAAUUAUAGCAGUUAUCUGGAUUUUUGGAAUCUUAUAUUGUUCGCCGUGGCUUGGUUUGACUGUCCUUUUACAACAGCAAAGGAAACACACUGUCGUCGAUGUAUGUCAGGUUCGACUUAAACGGGAACAGUACACGGCUUAUUACAUGACAGAUUUAAUACUGUUUUAUAUCGUCCCACUUUUAAUUGCUGCUGUACUUUAUGGACUUAUUGCGAGAAUUUUGUUCAAGACAAAUAUUUCACAAGAGAGCUCUGAAGUAAUUAUGAAUCGUAAAAGAUGCAGAAAGCGUCAAGUUACCGCACGAAUGCAGGUCGUAAGAAUGUUGGCCGUAAUAGUGUUCGUCUUCAUGACCACAUGGAUGCCAUACAGGACAAUGGUGGUUUACAAUUCCAUUGCCCAGAAGAAGUAUCUCGAUCCGUGGUUCCUUAUGUUUUGUCGAACAAUGGCUUAUAUCAACAGCGCUAUCAAUCCGAUCCUUUAUAAUGCCAUGUCCGUGAAGUUCAGACGUGCCUUCAAACGUAUUCUCUGUUGUGGACAUGGAGGUAACGAGCCGCAUUUGUCUGUGUAUAGUGAAAUCAACAUGGAAAAUGCGAUGAUUUUGUCACGCCGCAAUGGAUCUGUAUCUAAAAUUCAAAUGCAUCUUGCGUUCAAUGGCAGAUCACAGUCAGCUGAUCGGAACGGAACCUGUACAGGUACUAGCUACCUUCAGACAGGAAAUCUAGAUGGAUGUAGAAUAAAAUGACUUUACUUUAAACAUGAAACUGUUGAGCAGAGUAAAUGGAGAAGGAAGAAAAUAUAUUGUUAAAUUCAAAUACAAUAAUACGGUCAAACGUAAAGGUAGAACCUAUUUUGUUUAAUUCAAAUACAAUAAUUAAGUCAAAGGGAAAGGUAGAAAGUAUAUU